This is a messenger RNA of Strongylocentrotus purpuratus (purple sea urchin), 2500 nucleotides long. RefSeq lists its product as uncharacterized. Lineage: Eukaryota; Metazoa; Echinodermata; Echinoidea; Camarodonta; Strongylocentrotidae. Gene Ontology annotation, cellular component: plasma membrane. The record is from RefSeq and is a predicted model, not a curated record. The transcript is spliced from 9 exons. Bases 449 to 2170 code for a protein of 573 amino acids.
UAAAAGAGGCAGUCAUCAAAGGUGAAAAUGGGGCACUAAUACAAAUAGAAAAAGGAAAUUCAUGGGCACUUCUCAAAGUAAAAAGGGGGCCUAUCAAUUUUUUUUUAUUAUCAGAGGCAUUAUGUCUGAGGUAAAAGGGACACUUCUGAGAAGGGGGAAGGGACACUUUUUAGGAAAAAGGGGCACCUUUGGGAUACUUGACGGGAGCACUGUGCCACAAGCCCUUGAGAAAGAUAGAGAGAGAGAGAGAGAGAGGGAAAAGGGGAAAAGAAGGCAACUUGAAAUAUAGUUUAAUAGCCCCACUCAAUAGUUUCUUGCACAUCUUUUAACAUCAAUGAUGACUUUUCUCUCAUCAUUACACUCGUCUCCUUGAGUUUCAUUAGAUAAACAUGUUAGCGCUUGAUAGUGAACUGUUCUAAAGUUAACAAUAACAACAGUCUCUUUUUUUAUGUUACCAGUUUCCACCAGGCCACUUUAUAUAAGAUCUGUUCAGAUGGCUGGACCCAAGCUACUCAACGGAUCAAAUGCAGCAGACGCUCCCAGUGUCGGAACAAAGCUAACUGCUUCUCUUAUCAACGGCUCUACAGCCAUCUUGCCCUGUCAUUACACACAAAGCGUAUACGGGAUCUACUGGACUAAACAAAAUGGCCACAGCGAACCUGGAGGAGAUACUCUCGUGCAUCUGGACACAUACUUUCACGUCGGCAGUAGGUGUGGCCGUGGGGUUGAGGAGGGACGCUUUAACAUCAGUGAUGACUUGUCUCUCAUCAUCAAUCCCGUCAAGAUGCACGAUGGUGGUCGGUAUUCCUGUAAAGUUUCUGAUAUCACUUCGGGCAUGACUUACUCAAAUGACACUGAUGUGACGGUAUAUGUUUAUGCCAAAAAGAAAUACGUCACCAUAAAGCCAUGCGAACACUUAACCAAUCUGAACCAAUCUGAAGAUUUGCGGGAAACACCAUGUGCAUACGAUGUCCCCGACAACCAAACCAGAUUUCAACUCAACUGUUCAGUGUCUGGAGCAAUGCCGAAGGUUUCACUCACCUGGAUGACGAAUGGAACCAAUGUCGGGAUGCACUACGAUCUGACGUCGAUGUCCGAGGAUCGUGGAGAUGGGACGUUUGAUCAGACGUUGGUGAUAACUGGAUCCGUCAAUGAGACAAGAAUUGGCACAGUCCUUACUUGUAUGGCUAAAGGAUUGUCUGUGGGCGGACUUGCAAACAGUUCUGUCAUAUUUGUUAAGACUGAACCCCAGAAUAUCCAACCAGAUACUCAAGAUACGACGCAAAAGCCACAUGUAGCAGCUAUAGUCGUACCCAUAAUCGUGUGCCUAGUGCUGCUAGCAGCUGCCGUUGGAAUCGUCUGGAACAGAAGGAGUAAACAAGCUUUCCUUCCCUUCACCAGUCCCACCAAAGUUUCUGACGAUGCAGUGUGGACCUCUCCUCAGGAAACGUUCUGGAUAGGACAAACGGAUGCAUCGCUGAAUUGCUCGUUUCAAGGGACUCCGAUCGCUGUUUACUGGUUGAAAGGUGAAACGUUACAAACGGCAAUGCCCCUUAUCACAUGGUACAAAGGAAAGUCAACCAAGCAGCAGGGUGAAGGUCUUGAGUUUGGUCCAAACUUCUCUUUGUUGUUCAAUCACCCAAACACAUCGGAUACAGGACGCUACUCCUGUCGGGUGUCCAAUCAGCAAGGUAUACUCAACUCGAACCACACAGAUCUCAGAGUUUUAGAUCCAAAACAGAACAUUAUGUAUACCAUUCCAGAAAUAAUAGGCUGGAAAGGAAAGAGCGUCAUUUUGCCUUGUGACUUUCAGGGUACACCUUCUCUUGUUUCAUGGACUAGAGAACGUAGCGAUGAAUGGAAUACAAGCGUCCAAACUGUUGCAGAAUUCAAGGAUGAUGUCUCAUGUAAGACUGAAUGGAUCCAAUACGCAUGCAGUCGAGGAUACGGCCUGAUUAUUACAAAUCUCAAACUCUCAGAGGAAGCGAAUUUCACCUGCACGGUUGUAAAGACAGAUGGAGCUUUCCUCAAAAAUACUACGUCUCUCUCCGUUUAUGCUAAGGCAGAUCAUCCUUACCCUCACGUGGACCAGUGCGAAGGCGAAGAAGAAGAUUCCUCCAACCGAGACUCAACUUGCAUCAUCCGAGUCACCCACACCAAGACAUCCUAGAACUGGACUGCAUCGUAGAGGGUGCCCGUCCACCAGUCUUACUCACCUGGGGUUACGCGGAUGCCCCCUGGAGUUUAAUGGACACCACAUCCUCUGAAGAGACGGAACUAGAAGAUGGAACAUAUCUACAGAUCAUAACUUUGAGACUUGACAUUAGAGACCUGGAAUCGGAACCGUUGAUCUGCAUGGCCCACGGUCUCGUCGUUUCAGGAGCAGCAAAUCAUACUGUGGUAAUUAAAAUACAACAUGAAAAAGGUCCUUCAACAGUGGGAAUCGUCGUAGGUGUAAUUUGUGCACUGGCACUCACUGCUUCCAUUGUUGCUUUUAUUG